UUUUUAGUUUCCUAGGAAUGUAAAUCGGUCUCCGGAAGCUAGGCUACCCUGAGAUAAGGUUGCUAGUUUAAAACAAACACAGGGCUUCCUAUAUAAGGACCAGACAGCCACCAGGCACCACCUCCACCAGGAAUUCCAGGCCCAUCUGUCCCCACCCAGCUGAGGCCAUGCCCUCCCUGGGGACCAUCUGCUGCCUCCUGCUUGUCAGUGUGCUCUGGGUGGACUUGGCCAUGGCAGGCUCCAGCUUCCUGAGCCCCGAACAUCAGAAAGCGCAGAGAAAGGAGUCCAAGAAGCCACCAGCCAAACUGCAGCCCCGAGAGCUUGAAGGCUGGCUCCACCCAGAAGAUGGAAGUCUGGUGGAAGAGGCGGAGGAUGAGCUGGAAAUCCGGUUCAACGCCCCCUUUGAUGUUGGAAUCAAGCUGUCAGGGGCUCAGGACCACCAGCACGGCCAGGCCCUAGGGAAGUUUCUUCAGGACGUCCUCUGGGAAGAAGCCAACGAGGCACCGGCCGACAAAUGACCAUCAAGACUGACAAGUGACAUCCACAAGACCAGCUCACCUUUGCUCUCCUCCCACCCUUAGAAGAGCUCACCUGGUUUUAGAUCACUUUCAAAACUCCCAGCUGAAUAAAUGUUCAAACUGUGUGCUAAAUGUUCAAAGUGGAAAUUAUUUCACCAGAGUAAAAUAUCACAUUUCACUGAGAGAAAAAAAUUCUUGGUAUGUGGAGGGUGGGAAGAGGAAAAAAAGGGUAUGUAGCAAGGCAGGUACGAAUGCUUAGAAAAGCAAACUAGACUAACUCCUACAAGCAGAUGGAGUAUUGGGGCAUGUCUGGCAGGAGGAGAAAGGGGGGAAAUGAAGGAGGGGUGGGCAGAGGGAGAGGAAGGAAAGACAGUUCCUUUAAGUAUCAGAUUCUUGAGCGCACCCAAGUUGCAUGGAGAGCCUAUGACCAAGAACUGCAUGGACGAAGUGCAGGUACAUUAUCAGAGCUAACAUCCACUGAAUUAACAUUCAGGAGCAGAACAGGAUGCUGGGAAAGGCAAAGCAUGUGUUUGAAGCCUCAUUAAGUGGGAUGCUAACAAUAGCUACUUGCCACUGCUGGGCAGGGCUGAAAUAACUACUUCUUCCUCCUCGUCCACUACUGAGGAGACCUGGCGAAGCAGAUGCCGCCUCACUGUGGGCAAGGCUGGCCGUUGCCUUCAUUACUUCACUGACACCAGGUAGGUGUCCCAAGACAUUUCCAUUCCAGCUCACAGCUGAAAUGAGCCUUGCUCCUUCAGUUCCACUAGUUCUAGUGAAGACACCACUCUUCCUGGGAAGACUGUCACUUAUUGUUUAGCAUGACCAUGUGAACUGAUUAUUGCGAGCUGGUGACGAUGGAUGGGUGAAUCAUUAAGGGCAAAAAACAAGGAGGCUCCAAAGAGAAGCACUGCCAACCUGCCCGGUCAGACAUAUGAACGAACGCCUGUUAGAAAUACAUAGGAUACCCCUCUGUAGAGAGUGGGAGUAACAGCUACAUUCUGGAAAAACCUCUAUCACAGAGGGCUCCAGGAGCCAAGCAUCUUCUUGAGUCAAACUCUGGCCACCUGGCACUCAAGGCACAGGCCUAGAGGAACUAUCCACUUGUCAGUCGCACUGAAACACAAAUGCCCUCCGUCAUAGAGAAACUGCAGUCUGUGGGACGUCACUGUCAUCUAGAAACCUCUCAGAAAUGCAGACUCUCAGGCCCCACCCCUGCCCUACUACGUCAGGAUCUGCAUUUUAACAAGUGGCUUGGAGACAACUGGAUCGAGCUCAGGCAGCACAGCCACUGCAGCCAGAUCACUGCGCCUGGCAUACAACAGAUGCCAACUGUCACGUGACAAAAAAUUCAGACCUGGCCAGAUGGGGCCCUCAACAAAACUGCAAACACAUGAAAAAGGUGUCCUGUUUCUUCUCUCACUUACCUUCUUCCCAUCACUCUAGUUCCAGCUGUCGUCAACUCCACGUCCUUCCCUUGGGCAGACCACACACACACACACACACA
Rhinolophus ferrumequinum (greater horseshoe bat) is the source of this 2022-nucleotide messenger RNA. It is a transcript of the gene GHRL, whose product is annotated as ghrelin and obestatin prepropeptide. The transcript is spliced from 5 exons. The record is from RefSeq and is a predicted model, not a curated record. Gene Ontology annotation, cellular component: extracellular region. Gene Ontology annotation, biological process: negative regulation of inflammatory response; positive regulation of growth hormone secretion; regulation of response to food. Lineage: Eukaryota; Metazoa; Chordata; Mammalia; Chiroptera; Rhinolophidae. Bases 168 to 518 code for a protein of 116 amino acids. Gene Ontology annotation, molecular function: ghrelin receptor binding; growth hormone-releasing hormone activity.